AUGAGUUUGCGGGUUGUUCAGUUGGGUCUCCGUGUGUGGGAGUUUUUGUGGACUGUCCUCAUCAUGUCCCUUGUUGGUAAUAUGAUCGCCGAGGCAUUCGCCGGCAACCCGAGCUCGAUCAACUAUGUCAUGUUCGUGUCGGCGUUCUCGAUGUUCACGCUCUUCUACCUGUUCCCUGCUUCUUGGAACUCGGACUGGGCCAUUCACCCCAUUAUCAUGAUCAUUGUGGACGGACUCAACGCUGUGUUCUUCUUCUGCGCUGCUAUUGCGCUGGCUGCGAAGCUGGAAGCCCACUCAUGCACGAACAAGCAAUACCUCAUUAACAACGAAAUUACCAACGGCGCCCACAACAUGACCAAGCGCUGCCGUGAGGCCCAGGCAUCGACUGCCUUCCUGUGGUUCGGCUGGGCUGGUUAUAUGGCCUCCGUCGUUAUUUCAGUCUUCAUGUCCCGCACCUCUACCUCGACCAUGCGCGGCCGCUCGGGCAGCCGUCGCCGCCCCAACAUGGCCCAGGUCUAA
Messenger RNA from Penicillium atrosanguineum, 519 nucleotides. RefSeq names its product MARVEL domain-containing protein. Gene Ontology annotation, cellular component: plasma membrane; eisosome. Lineage: Eukaryota; Fungi; Ascomycota; Eurotiomycetes; Eurotiales; Aspergillaceae. Bases 1 to 519 code for a protein of 172 amino acids. The record is from RefSeq and is a predicted model, not a curated record. Gene Ontology annotation, biological process: protein localization to plasma membrane; eisosome assembly. The transcript is spliced from 3 exons.